Messenger RNA from Suillus subalutaceus, 693 nucleotides. RefSeq lists its product as uncharacterized. NCBI's taxonomy places the organism in Eukaryota, Fungi, Basidiomycota, Agaricomycetes, Boletales, Suillaceae. The record is from RefSeq and is a predicted model, not a curated record. The transcript has 3 exons. Bases 1 to 693 code for a protein of 230 amino acids.
AUGUCCGAGUAUUUUGGAUAUAAGGGCGCUGGCGUGAGAGGUUCAAGUCAGAUGUGGAACCUUGGGAGACUUCCAAGACUUUGGCGACAUCUGCUUCGAAUUACGAAGCAGAGAUGUGGAACCUUGGGAGACUUCCAAGACUUUGGCGACAUCUGCUUCGAAUUACGAAGCAGAGUGACUACGGAGACGUUGGCCACAUGCAUCUGCUUCGAAUUACGGAGCAAAGGGUGGUACUUGACGAACGUCGGAGUGUUUAGGAUAGAAGAGCAGUGCCGUGGGAGGUCCAAGUCAAACGCCGGUAGCUGUUUACUUUGGCGACUUCGAAGACGUUGGCAACAUCCGCUUCGAAUUACGGAGCAAAGAUGUGUAGUUGUAGAUAUUGGGAUUAGAGACUGCAAAAACUUUGGCCACAACGUCUGCUUCGAAUUACGAAGCAGAUGUUUGUACUUGAGGGAGGUUGGAGCGUUUGGGAUAGAAGGGCACUGGCGUGGGAGGUUCGAGUCCACUGUGGCACCUUGGGAGACCGGACUGGUGACUUUGGCAGCUUUAGCGACUUCUGAGACUUUAGACAUUAAGCUUAGAGACUGCAGAGACGUUGGCCACAAGCAUCUGCUUCGAAUUACGAAGCAAAGGGUCGUGCCUGACGAACAUCAGAGUGUUUUGAAUAGAAGAGCAUGGAUGGAAGAGCACUAG